Haemonchus placei is the source of this 1041-nucleotide messenger RNA. The record is from the annotation of a GenBank genome assembly. NCBI's taxonomy places the organism in Eukaryota, Metazoa, Nematoda, Chromadorea, Rhabditida, Trichostrongylidae.
AUGCGUCAUCGAAAGUCAGAGGAGCGGUCAGUCUUAACGACUGUAUCCAUCAAGGGCCUACCUUGUUGCCGGAUUUUGGUAUCCUUCUUCGCAUUCGUCUCUACCGGUUUCUGUUGAUCGCAGACGUUGAGAAAGCUUUCCAUCAGAUCCGUCUUCAACGAUCACAGCGCGAUGCUACACGUUUUCUUUGGCUUAAAGAUCCGUACAGUCCGCCAUCGCACGACAAUCUUCGCAUAUUCCGGUUUACGCGCAUUCCUUUCGGAAUCAACGCUUCUCCGUUUAUGCUCGCAGCUGCCAUACAGUACUACCUACGUCAUCUUCGUAGUCCGCUUGCUAGCGAGAUCGAACGUAAUACCUACNCUUGGGUUACUCACACCGUUCCUCACCAACGUUAAGAUCUUCGUGCAGGACCUCUGGGCCAAGCAACUGGCUUGGGAUGACCCAUUGGACGCAUCAGAUCGACAACGAUGGUCAGAAUUGCGCGAAGAACUCAAAAGUCCUCUUCCAACAAUACCUAGGCUAGUCGUCUCGAGGAAAGCAACAUCUGAUUCCUCCGAGUUAUGCGUCUUUGGAGACGCUUCCAAACGUGUCUAUGCUUGCUGCGCAUAUCUUCUUUGUCGGUCACAGUCUGCCUCGUCAUCGCGUCUCGUUAUGGCGAAGUCGCACCUCAACGACUUCAAGCCUAUAACGAUACCGCGAUCAGAACUUCUCGCAGUACACAUCAGUGUCCGCCUUGCGCAGUACGUCGUUAACCAGUUGGACAUUAACAUCUCGUCCGUAUACGUCUUUUCCGAUUCGCAGAUAGCCCUACAUUGGAUACACUCUUCUCGACAGUUUAAGACCUUUGUCCAAAAUAGGGUUAAGGCUAUUAAGGACAUCGUAGCGUCUUUUCGGCAACGUAACAUCACCACUAAGUUCCACUAUGUCGCAUCGCAGGAUAACCUUGCAGAUUGCGCUACACGUGGUUUGUCGACGAAAGACUCGCAAGGUCAUAUUUGGUGGUCAGGUCCAUCAUUUUUACUUUCGCCGCCAUCUCAAUAG